GUGAUUUGACUAUCAUUUGAGAGUUCCAAACUUCAAAUUUUUGUUUUUAUCUUGACAGCUUUUGUAUUUUAUCUAAUAAUGCACAACAUUUCUUAGUUUUACCAUUAGAAUAUAACCUACUGUGCCAUUAAUAUAAUUUCUUCAAAUAAACAAAAAUGGAAGAACUUAAAAAAGUUCCUCCAAUGGAACAACGUCAAUUAGUUACAUAUAUUAAUCAUUUCAUUACGUCCACUGUUACAUUUUUAAACAAUUUCAUGACACACUGUGAAGCAAAAAUGAUGAAAUCCGAACAACGGUUGCAAAAAAUUUCAGCAUCUCUGUGUAUAUUAGAAACUAAGUUAAAUUCUGUCCCUGAACUACGAGAACUGCAGUCUUCUCAAUUUCAAACAAGUAAACCUCCCAGCAAUCAAUUAAAAGAUAAUUCACAUAAUGCUGAAGUAACCGAUGAACAUAAUAAAACAGAGGCAACCGAUGGACUUAAUAAAACCAAGACAACAGAUAGCCAUGGUAAAACUGAAGACAUUAUUAUUUCAGAACCAGCUGCUGUUGUAGAUGAAAGUCCUAAUGAGCCAAUUGUGGAUCCAACAAUAUUAAAAUAUCGUAAAAUGAUUCAAUUUGGUGUGCCAAGAGGCGCUGUUGAGUUAAAAAUGGUCAAUGAAGGAUUGGAUCCAAAACUAUUGUGAUAAAUUUAUAAUUUCUUGUGUAGCGUUUUAUAAAACAAAAUAUUAAGGAAAUCAUUUAAUUUUUUUAUAUAAACAUUAUAUUAUUUAUAUUGUUAUUACAUAACGGGUAAUUGUGUAAUGUAUCAUAAAAAAAAAAACUGCUAAGUGCGAGUCGGACUCAUGCACAAAAGGUUCCGUACCACCAUCUAUAAACAUGUUGGCAACACUACUUAUAUUAUAUAGUCUAGGAUUUUUAGUAUUUGUUGUUAUAGCAGCAACAUAAAUACAAAUUCUGUGAAAAUUUCAAAUAUCUAACUUUCAUAGUUCAUGAGAUACAGACUUAGUAAUAGGGUCCCAUUUUACCGCACGGAACCUUAAAUAUAGGGUGCCUAAAGAUAUUGCAAUACCAUUCUUAUGUUAUCAUAAUUGUUUUAUAUGUAGCAAUAAUAUGCCAGUAUUCUUAUAUAAUAAUUGCUAUAAGAAAACAUUACCCUUGGUCACACACAUUUAUCUUCCAUAAAACCACCACUUUGUGUCAUCUGUGAUAAAAUAAUUAAUAAUUAUACUUAUAAGACUUAUAUAAUUAUAAAUGUUUAAUAAAUAAUAGUUAUUACUUAUUACCUACCUAUUUGUUAUGUUAAACAUGUAUUGUAUUUAAAAUAUAGUUAUAAAUGUC
Acyrthosiphon pisum (pea aphid) is the source of this 1338-nucleotide messenger RNA. RefSeq names its product Coiled-coil domain containing 53 (gene CCDC53). Gene Ontology annotation, cellular component: WASH complex. Lineage: Eukaryota; Metazoa; Arthropoda; Insecta; Hemiptera; Aphididae. Gene Ontology annotation, biological process: actin filament polymerization; exocytosis. The record is from RefSeq and is marked provisional. The transcript is spliced from 3 exons. The coding region runs from base 156 to 683 and encodes 175 amino acids.